CCCAAACCCUAAUCCGAAACUUAAACAACGCCGAACCAAUUUUACUGCAGAAAUUGGCACAACCAUCUGCUAUUCCCCUUCCUUCACCCCCAAAGGAAGGAAAAAAACCCCUCUAACUACCCCAAACCCUAAUCCUAACCCCUUAACCUUGGUCGACGGAAGACUCCUGCAUUGCCGAACUAAUCGUAAUUCAGAUACGGCGAAGGAAAUCCAAUUCCCUACGGAUCUUAUUGAGGAAAUUCUCUGCUUCGAUUCAGAUGCGUAUCCAAGCAGUGGUUUUUUCUACUUUCCAAUCAACAAUUCAUCACAAGACAUCUCAAAAUCCAGACUUCGGUACGCACUCGCCAGGAAUUUAUCAUCCAAUGUAUUAAAGAUACAAACUUUGCCAUUGGCACUUUAGGGGACAACGUUGAUGGGAUUCGCUUUCGACUCCUGGAAACCAACCACCUCCAGUUGCAGCCUUCCGAGGAAAUUUCAGGUUUCUUAGGGCACUGCAACGGCCUUGUGUCUGCGCACUUAUAUUCCAAGGAAACCAACAGGAGCAGCAUCGUUGUUUGGAACCCUUUAACAAUGGAACAGAGGAGAUGUCCUAUGCCGCAACGUUGUCCGAAGGAUAUUCAACUAUUCGGGUUUGGUUAUGAUUCGGUAAGCAAUGAUUACAAGCUCGUAGUAGCCACAACUCCUGCAUUUGCAAAGAAACUAGGUGUUGCUACAGAUGCGAAACAUUUCAAUGGCUGCAUUUACUGGCUUAUUAGUUGUGAAGGACGGUCUAAUGGUGGAAUUGUAACUCUUGAUUUGAGCACAGAUAUACUGAGAGAAGAGGAAUCUGUAAGCUGGAUUCUAUCCACCAAUGAAUCUAAAGCGUUUAUUGGCUUGGAUCUCUCUGGAGAGUCUCUUUGUCUGAUAGUGUCUGACGAUGAGGUUAUCUAUGACGUGUGGAUGAUGGAGGAAAAUGUGGUGAAAAGUGCCAAAUCUUGGAUUAAAUUGUUCAGAGUUAAUAGUACUGAUGGCAACUUCAACACCCCCUUAAUUGAUCCGAUGAACCGGGAUGUGAUGACUGCAGUCUGUUUUACUGGAAACAGGAAAGUUUUGAUUUAUUGGCAUUCAAGAUAUGAAUACGCCCUGUAUGACCCUGACGACCAAUCAGUUAAGAAGGUUGCAAAAAUUGGCAAUCCCCUUAUGGAUUCGUGGCCUGUGAGUCCAUAUGUGGAGAGCUUGGUCUCCCUGGGUAGAUGAAUUCAAUUCAAUCGCUGAAUUCUAAUUUUAUUAGUGUUAUUAUUUACUUUUAAGUUCAUUUCAUCUAAUGUUAUCAUCCUAUUUAUUUUGGGGAGUGGCUAAUGAUAGAAGAGGCUGUGUUAAUGUAGAGUCCUUGGGCUGGGGGUGUGAAGAGUAAGGUAUUGGUUUAGUUUUAAUAAACUGGGGUGGAUGUGUUGAGGCUCAAGGGUGUUUUUUCAGGUGAUGUAAGUUGUAAUGAGAGUGAUGGAGCCAUUCUGCUUGCCAUUCUUCUUAUCUGUAAACAGGAAUUCUAUGUAGUUUCAGCAAGUAAGUUUGGAUGUUGAAGGAAUGGAUAAUUUUUGUUCCUUUAAUUGCAAGCAAAAAUUAAUUGCAAACUAAACUGGCAUGUCUGAUAUUUUGUCUUCGCAAACAUUAUUCUUUUGCCUUGCCAUUUCAGUUUUGUCUUCAAUUAAAUUGAUGCUUCUUUCAAGGAGUGUGAAGAUUGGUUAGAUAUUGGGAACCCCCAAGUCAAUGUUGUUUUUUGUUAGGCUGCUUAUAGAUUUGUAUUAUGAGUUGGCUUUAUGCACUUAGAAUGUGAUUUAUUGUGAAUGGUUUGGGAAGAUUGAUUAGAUAUUUGGGUUCAAUUGCACUUUCACUUUAGGGAGGCGCCAUGCCUCUUCUGUUUCUUAAGUUAUUAGCCUUUUCCCUUUAUUUGCGGGGCUUAUUGUGAAUGGUUUAGGAAGAUUGGUCUUAAUAUCUUUCUUUUAGAAUGUGAUUUAUGAACAUUCAUCAGUAUGUGUUGAUCAGAUCUUUUUCUUUUAGAAUGUAGUUUCAUUCAUUAGUAUUGGUGCAAUAAAUUUUGGUGAUUCCA
Messenger RNA from Rubroshorea leprosula, 2086 nucleotides. The record is from the annotation of a GenBank genome assembly. Lineage: Eukaryota; Viridiplantae; Streptophyta; Magnoliopsida; Malvales; Dipterocarpaceae.